AGAGCGCAUAAGUUAGAGAGCGAAGUAACGCAAAAAAAAAACCCAAAGGAAACAACAACAAGUAGUGGACACGACGCCGCCGCUGCCGCCACCGCGCUACCCAACACGUCCCACGAUCGUUGGAUGGUUGGUUUUUGGAGAGCAAAAAGUAACUCGUAACGGAAGCCGCGGGUGUGCGGUCAAGUGUAUCGAAUCGUGUGUGUGCGUGUUUGAGGGUGGCAGAGCUUGCCAGAGAGGAAGCAGAUUAGUGGCACAAAGUGGCAUCGGAAGGACUUUUUUAUAAACCCUAUAUUGUUGUUUUUACUACCCCAACGGACAUUGUGAAGAAGUCAGCCGCGGGUUCGGAAUUGACCACUCUGUACCAGGCUCCACAGUGACACAAGCGUAACAAUGACGGUGGAUAAAGGCCACACCAACACCGCGUUCGUCGGGGACGAAGGACUCAAUGGCAAAAAACUGUCCCAGCCAAAGGCCAUCGAUCCCAACAUGUACAGCCUGGAGAUCCAGGAAAAGAAACCGGGACUGGAGACGGACUACGACCCGUAUCAGCAUCGACACGUCGAGCAUCCGACGACGAGCAACGAAACGUUGAUCCACCUCCUGAAAGGCUCCCUCGGAACCGGCAUCCUGGCGAUGCCGAACGCGUUCCACCAUGCCGGCUGGACCGUCGGCGUCGUCGGAACCUUGCUGAUCGGACUGCUGUGCACCUACUGCAUCCACCUGCUGGUGAAGGUCGAGUACGAGCUGUGCAAGCGAAAGCGCAUACCGAGCCUCAACUACCCGGCGGUUGCCCAAACGGCCAUCCUCGAGGGUCCGAAUGCGCUCAAGCCACUGUCCAAGAUUAUCAUCCACGUCGUGAAUGUGUUUCUCCUGAUCUACCAGCUGGGCACGUGUUGCGUGUACGUCGUGUUCGUGUCGUCCAACAUUAAGGCGAUCGCCGACUACUACACCGAAACGGACACCGAUGUGCGGCUGUACAUGCUCAUCAUUCUGCUGCCACUGAUCCUGAUUAAUUGGGUUCGAAAUCUGAAGUUUUUGGCACCCUUCUCGACAAUCGCCAAUUUUGUGACGCUCGUGUCCUUCGGCAUCAUCCUGUACUACAUCUUCCGCGAACCGAUCUCGUUUGACGAUCGCGAAAAGGUGGGCACUAUGAGUGGUUUUGCGCUCUUCUUCGGCACCGUGCUGUUUGCGCUGGAAGCGAUCGGUGUGAUCCUGCCGCUGGAGAAUGAGAUGAAAAAACCGAAACAGUUUGGCGGAAACUUUGGCGUGCUCAAUAAGGCGAUGGUGCUGAUCGUUACACUGUACGUGGGGAUGGGCUUCUUCGGCUACCUGAACUAUGGAUCAGUCAUUAAGGGAUCGAUCACGCUCAAUCUGCCCGAAGACGAGAUCUUGGCACAGUGCGUGAAAGGAAUGUUGGCGUUCGCCAUCUACAUCACGCACGGUCUGGCGUGCUAUGUGGCGAUCGACAUCUCUUGGAACGACUACCUGAAGAAAACGCUCGGCGAAUCUCCGCGACGCGUCUUCUACGAGUACAUCACGCGAACCGUUUUGGUCCUGAUCACAUUCCUACUGGCGGUGGCCAUCCCCAACCUGGAGCUGUUCAUCUCGCUGUUCGGUGCGCUGUGCCUCUCGGCCCUGGGAAUCGCCUUUCCGGCCCUCAUCCAGACCUGCACCUACUGGCACCAGCGGCAAGGUAUGGCCAAGGUGUGGAUGAUCCUGAAAAACUCCGUCAUCGGGCUGAUAGCGGUGUUCGGGCUGGUGAUCGGUACCUCUACGAGCAUGAUUGAAAUCAUUCACACCUUCGGCCACGACGAGUGAACCGUCACCGGCUGACCUGGACUCCGGGCGUACUGUGUGCGCUAGUAAUCAGCAUCCAACCGAAGUCAACAUCCGCAACGACGACGACGACGACGACAACAACGGGAGAAAAUUAUUAGCCACCACCACCACCACCCAACCACCCACUCAUCAGCAUCACCAUUGUCACCUUCUCCUGCAACAAACAAGUAUUAUUUGGCGUGCAAACGGACGCACCCGGUGACAGCUUCAUCGAGCGGGGUGUGCGAUCGGGGAAAAGUAGUCAACCAAAAGCUAGCGAGGAACAGCGAGCAGAAAGGGAAAGCGGAAGCGAGCUAGACGAAAGGGAAAGUGAGAACGAGCAAGCCAUAACCAUUCCUAGGAGUGAAGCGAAUCGAAACGGAAAUCCUUAGAUGCAUCGGUAUUACAACACACUAUUUACUUCCGGAUCCUGAUCAGGCUGGACAAUCCGCGAGCCGCCUAGUGCUGGUGAGCGUCCCCGUGCUGUGCCGUUUUGUGUGUGUGUGUGCGUGCGGAUCCCAUCUCCUUCUUUUUUGUUUUUAAGAUACGGUAUUCAAAUGAACAAAACAUUCACAAUGUUCCCUACGAUCGCAACGAUCGCCUGUGAAGCGGUGGAUUGCGCGCUAGGAGCCUCCACCUGGACGAACGUAGUUCUAAGACUAGCCUUGUAAGCGAAAUAAUUCGAUAAAAAUGCCGUGAAUCGUGAAAGUUGUGUGUACAUAGUGUGUAAGUGAUAAAGCAAAUAAACAUUUAUUUUAAAUAAACC
Anopheles cruzii is the source of this 2584-nucleotide messenger RNA. RefSeq names its product proton-coupled amino acid transporter-like protein CG1139. The record is from RefSeq and is a predicted model, not a curated record. Gene Ontology annotation, molecular function: amino acid transmembrane transporter activity. The transcript is spliced from 8 exons. The coding region runs from base 391 to 1818 and encodes 475 amino acids. Gene Ontology annotation, biological process: amino acid transmembrane transport. Gene Ontology annotation, cellular component: vacuolar membrane. NCBI's taxonomy places the organism in Eukaryota, Metazoa, Arthropoda, Insecta, Diptera, Culicidae.